Messenger RNA from Hydractinia symbiolongicarpus, 4374 nucleotides. RefSeq names its product nuclear pore complex protein DDB_G0274915-like. The transcript has 12 exons. The record is from RefSeq and is a predicted model, not a curated record. Bases 229 to 4239 code for a protein of 1336 amino acids. NCBI's taxonomy places the organism in Eukaryota, Metazoa, Cnidaria, Hydrozoa, Anthoathecata, Hydractiniidae.
GUAUAACUUAUUCUUUUAAUGUCGAGCAGUGGUAGUGGAGACUGUUCUUUAUAUCAUUUAUUCGAUAAAUAGCUGUAAUAAAAUCCCACAAAACGUAAAACUGUUGGUAGCGGAAAGUAUUAUACUAUGGGUAAUAACGAAUUUUUUGUUACAUCAUCAGUUACAAACAGUGCCACUACUUUGUUUUAAGCCAUUCCUUUAUUUAUUUAAUUAUUAUAUCCUAGGAAUAUGAAUAUACAAACAAGGAUUGAAAAUAACAAAACUAUUUCUUCCAUCCUUUCUGUAGUAGUACUCUCUUGUGUGUUUGACAUCCUUUGGGCAUUUGUUAUUAUUUCAACUAUUUAUUUACUUGACCAUACCUUCAAUGCAGAGACUGUAGAAGUACGUUAUAAAAAGAAUAAGGCUGGCAGUGCUACCUCAUAUAGCAGAUACAAAAGACAAUUUUCUCCCGGUAUAUAUUUCAAGAAGCACAGCAAAGACGACAGCCCUACAUGCACAGAUUCACAAAACAUAAUGUUCUUUGCAGAUCAAAAAAAAUCUAAAAACAGUGAUUUUAGGUUUGGCAGUAAAUAUGGGGUUGCAGGACAACCUAAGCCAAGUCUUAUGUCACUUAUUCACAGAAAAUCAUCUGAGAGUAAAGAGAAUUACAGGCCAAGUGAUUCACAACCACUUCUAGCUGUUGUGAAGAAUAACAUGUAUCUAAGAAGAUCCAGUGCUGUAGACUCAGUUCAGAAGAGUCCCUUAUACAGAAGUAUGCAGUCGCCGACGAUUGGAAGAAGCCCAAGUAUCUUUCCUAGCUCCUCAGGAGUCAGGUCACCUAGCAUAUAUAAUAACAGUGGUAUGAGACAGUUUUCAGUUGCAAGUCCCUAUAAUAGUCCUCAUGUAAAUAAUGCAGUGAACACUUCUAUUAAUGGAUUAGAAGUUCAUGGAUCCUACUUUAUCAAUAAGAGUGUUCUACAUAGUGAGGAAGACAGUGUGAACUCGUUUAGCCUUGUAAACAACAGCUUCAAUUCUCCAGCAGGAUCUGUUUCAGAAGAACCACUUAACGAGUAUAGUCACAGAAAACUUUCAAUGUCAUGUGGAUCCAGAAACUCAAAAUCAGUUUAUGAUCACACAAGCACUGCAGAAGUAGUAUCACUAUUAAAAGAAAAAAGUAAACGCAAACGUCCAAUGCAAACACAGCAAACAGUGCAGGAGAACCAAUCUGCCAAAAAAACAAGAUUUAAUGAUGAAACCUUCGAUUCGACGUUAAAUGAGUUGUUUCCACCUGUUGUGACAUCUGGAUCGCUGUUGAGAAAAAAACUUGCAACAAUUCGCUCUUCAAAGAAAAGAUAUGUGUCAACAGCAAGCCAGUAUGAAAGACCUGAUAAAAAUGAAUCAACGUCAAAAAGAAUGAAAACAGCAGAAAGUCUUAGUCGAUCAAAAUUUGGCUUAUCUGAGCAACAAGCAACUGAAAUGUUGGUCGAAAACAAUUUUCAGUCUAACAAGGAAGAUGAAACAAACAACACAGUGGAUAAAUCAGCUUUAGAGAAUGCUGUGAAACAUGUAAAAGAAACAUUAACACCAUACCAAGACAGUGUAUCUAAAAAGAUUGCAUCCACUGUGAAUGACAAAAACAAUAAUAAUAAAGAUAGCACUUACUAUCCAGAAGGUGUAAAACAGUCAGCUUUGAGAAAUUUAAAGUCGCCAUUCAAGAAGCUAUUACACACGAACUUCCCAUCUAACUUGCAACCUGGUUCAACAGAAAAGCGCAGAAAACAUCCGGUGUAUUUUACCGCCAAAAUUGAUAUCGAUGAAAUCCAGAGCAACCGCGAAGAGUUUGGUUCGAGAGGGGCGUCUUUAAAAGCGUUUCGACUGGAUCAAGAGGAGGCGUCGAAUCGAGUAAACGAUUUAUUCGAAGAGGUUGAUGAUAAACAAACUGAUUUAAAGAAGGCUUCCUUUACAACGUCCGAAAGCAAUCUGAAUGGGACAACAACCUUACAGCAAUCAAAUUUGUUGAACGUUUUAAAAACAACUUCCACUGUUUCGUCGUUUUCAUUUGGUGCAGCAGCUCCGGUAACAACGUCGGAAACAACACCAGCCGCUAAUCUAUUCAACACAUCUACAUCGCAAUCACUUGCUUUAAAUGUAUCGAGUUCAACAGCUGCAACGACAGCUAAUUCUUCUUCAGCAGCACUGCCUGUUUCGACAUCACAAGUAGCCACAACUUCAGCGAAAAGUGUUACGUUCGCGUUUAAUCCCGCUUCAACUGCUGUUACAACGGGUUCUUUUAGUUUUAAAACCGCCACAACUUCUCAAGUAGCCGGCGGGAUAGCAACGACCACCCUAGCAGCACCUUCGACUGGAUUUUCAUUUGGAAACAAAACUGUGAGUGACAGCAGCAAAAACACAACGGCCGCUGCUUCUUCUUCGACAGGCUUUUCAUUUGGAAGUACUGUCAUCUCGGCUCAAAGCAGUAGUCAAUUGCCUGGUAUCUCUUUCGCCGCCGCACCCUUUUCGUUUGGGACAGCAUCAUCUGGAGCCACUUCAAACACUCUUAUAAGUACUGUAGUUGCAUCGUCUUCAGCAGCUGCAUUUGGAAUUUCCACAGCAACCGUAACUUCUACGUCAAGUGGCAUUAAUUUCGGAGUCAGUACUGCCCCCACAUUGGGAACAGGAGUUAACCCCUCUAUUUCUAGCAGCAUACAGUCCAAUCCAUCAACAGUCAGCAAAAAUUUAUUUGGUGCUUUUACAGCAAACUCGACAGCUGCUACUAGCAGUAUGUUUACAGCCUCGUCCCAACCCCUUAAUGCGUUUGGAGCGUCACUUGUACCUUCUGUAAGCACGGUGUCCACGCAGUCAGCUGUACCAACAGGUUUCACUUUCGGCUCCGCUGCUACACAAAAUGAUUUUGGCAUUUCUAAAUCCACUGAAGGGCCCAAGAUUUCAUCGUCUUUUAUAACGUCGAAUUUGCAACCGAGUGUUUUCCCAUCUGUAAAUAACACUUCGAGUAUAUUUGGUAACUCAGCUACAACUUUGACUGCUUCAGGAACCCAAAAUGUAUUUACUGCGACUUCCACGAAAAAUAUAUUUGGAGCUAUGCCGACUUCUUCCUCCACCACAACAGCUCCUUCAAAUGGUUUUGGCGUUCCUGCGACGUCAUCCAACAUAUUUGGCGUUGACACAACACAGAAUGUUUUCAGCGUUGCUGCAGCUACUACAACUAGUGUCUUCGGAGCCACUACCACUUCAAUUGCAUUUGGUUCGGCUGCUACAGCUCCUAGCGUGUUUGGCGGUGGCGCUGUCACUACCGCUCCAAAUUUAUUUGGAGCUACGACGACUGGCGGUGGAUUUGGUGCCACAACCACAAAUGCUUUUGGUGCCCCAACCACAAAUGCUUUUGGUGCCAAUACCACAAAUACUUUUGGUGCUGCCAAGACCUCCAGCGUUUUUGGUACUGCGGCUGUCCCAAGUGGAUUUGGAGCAUCUUCAACUUCCGGCGUGUUUCAAGUUCCUACUAAUACUAACAAUUCCUCCAGCAUUUUCGGAGCACCGCCCAAUGCCACUAACUCCUCCAAUAUUUUUGGAGCACCGGCUAAUACCACCAACAACACCAUUUUUGGAGCACCGGCUAAUACCACCAACUCUUCAAGCAUGUUUGGAUCCCCAACAAAAAAUGCAUUCAGUGCUUCUUCAACCGCAAAUGUGUUUGGUAACAGUAAUACUUCAUCCGUCUUUGGGCAACAGCCACAAACAAACGGUUUUCAGUUUGGAUCAUCUGCAAACCAGAAUUCAGUUUUCGGUCAACAAAACGGAAAUGCGUUCGGAGCAGCCGGAAACUCAAGUACGUCUGUGUUCGGUAAUAACAAUAAUCCAACGCCAUUUGGAAAUAACGCUGCUGCUUCUAACCCUUUUGGAGAGCAACGACCAUCAUCAUCUGCUGGUUUUGACUUUUCUGCUUCUUUGAAACAACCUUCUAUAAAUUUCGGAGCUGCUCCAUCUACAAAUUCAUUUGGUGUUCAACCGAUGGCUCCAGCUCCUGUUAAACCAUUUGGUAUGUCUAAUCCAGCAACACCAAAUUUCAAUGCUCCAUCUACGCCAAACUUCGGAACGCCACAGCAACCUUCCUUUGGUACACCGCAAGCAAGUUCGUUUGGCCAGCAAGGUUUUAAUACGCCAUCGGCAGGUGCUUUUGCGAUUGGAUCUGGAAACAAUCCUUCUCGCCCAACCCAGAGAGCAAGAAGAAGAAUGCGGCGUUAAAGAUGCGACGGGUGAUCCAAUCGAAUGAAGUGUGUCUAACUAUCAAGUCGAUGAUUUGAGUUAAAAUGUAGUUGUUAACCCUUUUAAAUUUUACAGUAAUAAAUUUGAUUUUAUAAUAAAAAUAUUCAACUUUAA